Colletotrichum costaricense is the source of this 1005-nucleotide messenger RNA. RefSeq lists its product as uncharacterized. The coding region runs from base 1 to 1005 and encodes 334 amino acids. The record is from RefSeq and is a predicted model, not a curated record. The transcript has a single exon. Lineage: Eukaryota; Fungi; Ascomycota; Sordariomycetes; Glomerellales; Glomerellaceae. Gene Ontology annotation, molecular function: protein binding.
AUGACGAAUACACAAGAGCAGCAACAAACUUGCCAACCUCUCCAUCGCCCAACAUGGCGAUCAUCAAACGGACUCGGCCGUCUGCGCAACCGCUUCCAGAACCUGCCAACGGAGGUCCUGCUCGUCAUCAUAGAGCACGUCCUCCAGCCCGAGGCUCAAAAGCCGAAAAUGCAAGCCCUCGCGGAGCAUCUCUACCUCGGCCUCCUCAACGACAGAUUCCGGGAGUUGAUCACACCCAUCCUCGAGUCCCACGUGCGCAGCAACUUCUCCCGUAACACAAACGCAAGCAUGGGCACGACCUCACAGACAGAUCCGGGCGGGUUAUACUCGUACAUCCUCAUCCUCUCCACAAUAAGAGGGUUCCCCGAAGGAGUCAACGCAGCCCUGGACCUCGGCGCGGAUGUCAACGCCAAUGACGGCAUCGACAAGUCCCUCGCAGCCAACGAGAUUCUCCACGGCAAGCCGGAACCUAAGGGGUCAUGCUUGACCUCCCUCCACUGGGCGGCCUUUAAUCGUGAUACUGCGAUGCUCCGCCUCUUACUAGACCGAGGCGCCGACGUCCAACGCACGACGCACAGCUCCGUCGACCGCAACCUGAUCCGCACGCCGCCCCCGAAGCCAAACCAUCGCUACAAAAUCAACAUGACGACGCGGGUGAAUGCUCUGGGUUUCGCGCUGCAGGCGAAUUACAGCCUCUUGCCUGGCGGCAUGACGGAGCAGCAGCGGCAGGCGUUUGUGGUUGAUCGCGAUACGCGCGAUGAGGAGGCUGUGAGGAUGCUCAUCGAGGCGGGGUGUCCUGCUUCCGUUAUGGUGCAUCGGGAGCGGGAGUUCAAGGACGCCUGUGAGCUGGGGCGGUGGGGCGUUGCGCGGGAUAUCUUGGCGAAUACGGAGUGGAGGAGAAGGUGCGCUGAGAGGGAUGAGUAUAAUUCGCGACCGCCUGCGCCAUGGUCUCUUAAGCGUGUUGCUAGGGGAAGGAAUCCUAGUGGUGAGCUAUCAUGUGAAUGA